This is a messenger RNA of Capsella rubella, 1572 nucleotides long. RefSeq names its product pentatricopeptide repeat-containing protein At3g21470. Gene Ontology annotation, molecular function: protein binding; RNA binding. Bases 1 to 1572 code for a protein of 523 amino acids. Gene Ontology annotation, biological process: RNA modification. The transcript has a single exon. Lineage: Eukaryota; Viridiplantae; Streptophyta; Magnoliopsida; Brassicales; Brassicaceae. The record is from RefSeq and is a predicted model, not a curated record.
AUGAAUAUAGAAGAACAUUUAUCUUUAGGUGAAUUUCAUGUGUCGAAUCUAAUAAGGAAUCAUAUCUCUAGAGGAUCACCAAAACAAGCUCUGGUUCUGUAUGGAGGAAUCCGCAGCAAAGGAGUGUUUUUUCCCGGAUGGGUUCCUUUGCUUUUGAAAGCGUGUGCUUGCGUUGCUCCACGUGUUGUUCUUGGGAAGCUGUUGCAUUCUGAGUCGAUCAAGUUCGGUAUUUGCUCCGAUGUUAUGGUGGGAAGCUCUCUGAUCAGCAUGUAUGGGAAAUGGGGUUGUAUAGUUUCUGCUCGUAAAGUGUUUGACGAAAUGCCUGAGAGAAACGUGGCUACUUGGAACGCUAUGAUUGGUGGGUAUAUGGGUAAUGGCGAUGAAGUUUCGGCUAGUGGAUUGUUUGAAGAGAUAUCCGGAAGCAGAAAUACGGUGACUUGGAUCGAGAUGAUGAAAGGGUAUGGGAAGAGAAAUGAGAUUGAGAAAGCUAAAGAAUUGUUUGAGAGAAUGCCUCUUGAGCUGAAGAAUGUGAAGGCUUGGUCGGUGAUGCUCCGAGUGUACGUUAGUAAUCGAGAAAUGGAUGAUGCAAGGAUGUUUUUCGAGGACAUACCAGAGAAGAACUCCUUCAUAUGGUCAUUGAUGAUCUCUGGGUAUUUUAGGAUAGGUGAUGUGCGUGAGGCUACAGCUAUUUUUUAUCGAGUUUGUUCUCGUGAUUUGGUGAUUUGGAACACUCUGAUCACUGGUUAUGCACAGAAUGGGUACUCUGAUGAUGCUAUUGAUGCUUUCUAUAAGAUGCAAGGAGAAGGGUAUGAACCAGAUGCUGUCACGGUUUCAAGUGUUUUAUCUGCUUGUGCUCAAUCUGGCCGUCUUGAUGUUGGCAGAGACGUUCACUCUCUGGUUUAUCAUAAAGGAAUCGAACUUAACCAGUUUGUUUCAAAUGCGUUGAUCGAUAUGUAUGCUAAAUGCGGGGAUCUAGAGAAUGCGACUUCCGUGUUUGAGUCGUUAAGUCAGAGAAGUGUAGCGUGCUGGAACUCAAUGAUUUCAUGUUUCGCCAUUCAUGGGAAAGGCAAAGAAGCUUUAGAGAUGUUCAGAACGAUGGAGAGCUUAGAUACAAAUCCCGACGAGAUCACUUUUAUGGCGGUUCUCACUGCUUGUGCACAUGGAGGGUUUUUAAUGGAAGGUCUAAAAAUAUUCUUGGAGAUGACUCAAAAGGAUGUGAAACCAAACGUUAAACAUUUCGGAUGCUUGAUUCAUCUCUUAGGACGGUCUGGGAAACUGAAAGAGGCUUACAAAUUGAUAAGAGAAAUGCCUGUGAAACCGAACGAUACAGUUUUGGGAGCUUUACUAGGUGCCUGCAAGGUCCAUAUGGAUACAGAAAUGGCUGACCAAGUGAUGAAGAUCAUCGAGACUACAGGAAGCAUCACAAACAGUGACAGCGAGAACCAUCUUGUGUCGAUAUCGAACUUAUAUGCACACGCCGAGAGAUGGGAAACAUCAGAAACGAUAAGAGUGGAAAUGGAGAAAAGAGGACUUGAGAAAUCCCCAGGGUUUAGCUCACUAGUUUUGAUCUGA